AUGAGUUGGAGUGGUAGUUAUGCACAAAAUUUUGUUGACCCUCAACACCUUCAAGAAGCAGAACAACAAGUAGAUAUUUUUAUGGGCAUAGUUAUGUCUGCUUGUCAAGAAAAAUGUAUUCCCUCCAACUAUCACGAACCAGAUUUAAACAAGGGAGAGCAGAAAUGUAUUGACCGCUGUGUAGCAAAAUAUAUGUCGAUUCAGUUUAUGCUGGGUGAAAAAAUGAAGUCUAUGGCACCCACUACCAACACUACAUUAUAG
Messenger RNA from Gilbertella persicaria, 261 nucleotides. Its product is annotated as Tim10/DDP family zinc finger-domain-containing protein. Gene Ontology annotation, cellular component: mitochondrial inner membrane. Bases 1 to 261 code for a protein of 86 amino acids. The record is from RefSeq and is a predicted model, not a curated record. The transcript is spliced from 2 exons. Gene Ontology annotation, biological process: protein insertion into mitochondrial inner membrane. NCBI's taxonomy places the organism in Eukaryota, Fungi, Mucoromycota, Mucoromycetes, Mucorales, Choanephoraceae.